Messenger RNA from Suillus clintonianus, 693 nucleotides. RefSeq lists its product as uncharacterized. Bases 1 to 693 code for a protein of 230 amino acids. Lineage: Eukaryota; Fungi; Basidiomycota; Agaricomycetes; Boletales; Suillaceae. The record is from RefSeq and is a predicted model, not a curated record. The transcript has 6 exons.
AUGUCUCGUGUCUGCUUCAAGUUGGCUCACUGGCACCCCACAGGAUUAAACCAACCUGUGAUUCGAUUCCACUUCAUAUCAUACGAUAGUAAUGGUACGGGUAAUCAUCCAGCAGGUUCAGAUCCAUUGGAAAUCGGCCCUGUCCAAAGAGCAGGUGCAGCAGCCUUGCAGGACGGGCAGCCUACCGUGGGGGCAGCCGAGGGAGCCUCAAUCCGCCCUAGCGAUCGCGCACGAUGUCGUGGAACAACAUUGGAUCCGGAAUUGAAAACGAUGAAAGCUAACCACUUGGCACAAACACAGUAUUCUGGAUCUUAUGCACUUCGGUCAUGCAGUGAUAUACUUCAAGGUAAAGCGAUCCCAUUUUCAUACGCUGACACGUCGCAAUUUGACAAUCAAUUUCUCCGAUCGAAGGUGGGGUUCAUGUCAAACGCCUUAAAACUUUCACCCCUUCGCGUACUCAACUUCACAAUCAAACUUGGUGCCAUAUUAGAUACCAUGAAGCCUAUUCAGUUCGCCAUCAUCGCCAUCAUCGCUGCUGUCGCUGGGGUAAAGGCAACUUCUACCAAUAGCACCACUGAGAUCUGCUUAGCAAUAUGCUACGCUGAGGAACCUGAGUGCGGGGAAACGUCAAUACCCGUCGAAACUAGCUCAGACUGCUGGACCUGCUGCUCCCUACCUACGGCCCCGGAAUGA